AUGUCGCCGUACAUGGCGUACUGGGUCAGCGACGAGGACCACGACGAGGACGAGGAGCACGAUGACGACGUCCAGUCCGUCCCCGCACCAGAGCGCGAGGCUGCCGCGUACACCUCUCGUCGCCCGAGUUUGUCGCACGCCCACGGGCACAGACGGCCCCUCAUGUUCGCGUUGCUUUGGACGCUGCUGCGACGCGCCGCAGGGGAGCUAGGCACCUCCGGCCACGAUCUGAGCAACUUCCAGGGUAAGCACGCGUGCGACGCGAGGGUGCGCAUGGCGGCGCCGCGGACCGCGCUUGAAGUCUCGGAGGUCGUGACCCGGUUUCCCCGGGUCAGGGCGAACGGCGUGGGACACAGCUGGCACCGCGGCCUCUUCUGCUCGGGCGAGGACGAAGACAGCGUCAACGUCCUGACCCAUCGCCUGCGCAGCGUGGGCGUGGGCGCGUCGCCGAGCGAUCGCGGACGCCGACUGGCCGGGAGCGGCGGUGCCGCGGGACGGAGCCCGGUCGCGGACCGAGUCGCGGUGGACACAGAGUCCAUGACGGUCAAAGCGGACGCGGGAGUAACGCUGAGGGAACUCCUGGACCACCUCGCCAACCACGACGACCUCACUCGCGAAGACGGCCCACCAGGAGCGCCCACGAUGCUGUCGUUUGGCGACGCGCUGUUUCGGGGCACGCAGCGCGGGUACACCCUCCCCGCGUUCCCCUGGUUCAUAGACCAGACGGUCGCCGGCGCCGUCACAACCGCCACGCACGGGUCGAGCCUUCGUCACGGGUCCCUCUCGUCGCAGACGACCGCGGUGACCGUCGUGCUGGCCAACGGCACCGUCGCGUCGUACCACGAGGGCAACCCCGCGUUCGACGCGGUGCGAGCGAGCGUGGGCAGGCUCGGGGUGGUCGUGGACGUGACGCUUCGUAUCGUGAGCAACCUCGCGGUGCGCAAGUCGUCGGCGACGCUGACGCCAGACGAGCUCGUUCGCGACGUCCAACUCGCGUCGGAUGCGGCGGCGAGGUGCCACGAGAGGUUCCCUACGCCCGGAUACGUGCGUGCGUGGGAGUGUACUCGCGCGGCGCCGGACGUGCGAAGGCUCGACGAGACGCAGGUGUUCUGGCACUUCCCCCUCGGUAAGGCGGUUCGGACGGAUUUCACCCGGCUGGACUCCAUCCCGGGGUUCCCGACGCCCGCGAACCCGACCCGUCGUCGGACGCGCCGGAACUCGAACAGCCUCAGGUCGGCGUGGAUGUCAACCGACACGAGCCGCGACCGUGACGCCUCGGUCGUUCGCGCCCAGCCCCCCGACGCCCCGCGCGACAUCACCGACGGCGACUUCCCUCUCAUGGCCAACGACACCUUCUCGCGGUUCUGGUCCCGCCAGUGGGACGUUUCCACCGCUUUAAACACGAUGUCCGGGGUGGACGACGCGAGGGACUCGUACCUCACGAUGACCGAGGAGCAAUACGACGCGCACGAUAACUACGGGUACGACCAGUACGAGGUGUGCGUCCCGCUGAGGCUGGCGGGCGCGUGCCUAAGGAAAAUCGCGGACGACAUGGUGGAGACCAACCCUGCGUGGGACCCGGUCGGUAUUUUAACGCCGCAGCCGGGGGGUCUGGCGCACGGGUUUAGGAGCCCCGCACUCAUACGAUUCACGAGCCCGGACACCGCGCUCCUGUCGCCGUCCAACCUCCACGCCGCGGGCGCUUGCAUGUACGUCAACGUGGAGGAUUACGUUCGGCACGCCACGACGCCGGCGGGUCGUAACGCCAAGUUUCAGAAAGUCUUCGAGCACCUGAGGGGACCAAAGUGCGACGGCAGGUUACACUGGGGGAAGGCGGGAUGGCCCACCGAGGUGACGGGCGGUGCGUUCGACGGCGCGAGGGAGUACGGCUCGUCGUGGUGCUCGUUCGGUUGCGCGGCGGCGGCGUUGGAUCCGACGGGAAAGUUCGCGGGGACGUCCGGCGCGAUGACGUGGCCGUCUCUGGACGUCGAACGGUGCUGCGGCGGUGACGGGGGGGUGCAGUACCUCGCGGGUGAUGACGGUUGCGAGUGCGCGCGGACGGGAUGA
Molecule: messenger RNA, 2067 nt
Organism: Micromonas commoda
Lineage: Eukaryota; Viridiplantae; Chlorophyta; Mamiellophyceae; Mamiellales; Mamiellaceae
Exons: 1
Coding region: 1-2067 (688 amino acids)
Cellular component (GO): membrane
Molecular function (GO): FAD binding; D-arabinono-1,4-lactone oxidase activity
Source: RefSeq, a predicted model, not a curated record